This is a messenger RNA of Carcharodon carcharias (great white shark), 1686 nucleotides long. RefSeq names its product tyrosine-protein phosphatase non-receptor type 2-like. Gene Ontology annotation, biological process: protein dephosphorylation. The record is from RefSeq and is a predicted model, not a curated record. Gene Ontology annotation, molecular function: protein tyrosine phosphatase activity. Bases 169 to 1353 code for a protein of 394 amino acids. Lineage: Eukaryota; Metazoa; Chordata; Chondrichthyes; Lamniformes; Lamnidae. The transcript has 10 exons.
AGCCACACGGGCUCGGGAUUUUGAUGUCGGCGGCCGAAGAGUGUGGAAGAGCCGUGCUUUGAGAGGGGGCGGCGGGGGGGGGAGGGAAAAGAACUUCACGGAGCAGGAGAAGGUGAAGAAAAACCGCAGCGUACGGGACUCGAACUCCACUCUUCACAUGCUUAAAACAUGGAGGAGAAAUUCGCCGAGAUCGACGAGCAGAGCCGCUGGUCUCAGUCAUACUUGGAAAUUCGAAAUGAAUCUCAAGACUUCCCGUACAAAGUAGCUAAAUAUCCAGAAAACCAGGUUCGAAACAGAUAUAGAGAUGUCAGUCCUUUUGACCACAGCCGUGUUAAGCUUCAGAAAGCAGACAAUGAUUAUAUCAAUGCAAGCCUCAUUGUCAUGGAAGAAGCUGAGAGAAACUACAUUUUAACCCAGGGUCCACUUCCCAACUCGUGUGGUCAUUUCUGGCAAAUGGUAUGGGAACAAAAAAGCAGAGCGGUAGUGAUGUUGAAUCGUGUCAUUGAAAAGGGAUCGGUAAAAUGUGAAAAGUAUUGGCCAAGCAAGGAAGAUGAAGUGAUCUCAUUUGAAGACACUCAGUUCAGCUUAAGAUUGUUGUCUGAAGAUGUAAAAUCAUACUACACUGUGCGGCAACUGCAAUUACAAAGAAUCUCUACUGGAGAGACCAGAGAGAUCUUACACUUCCAUUAUACUACUUGGCCUGAUUUUGGAGUGCCAGAAUCCCCUGCUUCAUUCCUUAAUUUUCUGUUAAAAGUGAGAGAAUCUGGCUCCUUGAACUCUGAGUGCGGACCUGCCAUAGUUCACUGUAGUGCAGGCAUUGGACGAUCUGGCACCUUUGCAUUAGUAGAUACCUGUCUUCUUUUGAUGGAGAAACGCAAAGAUCCUUCCUCUGUGGACAUCAGACAAGUACUAUUAGAAAUGAGGAAGUAUCGGAUGGGACUUAUACAGACUCCAGACCAGUUGAGAUUUUCAUACAUGGCAGUUAUAGAGGGAGCCAAAUAUAUCAAGGGAGACUCAUCUGUACAGAAAAGAUGGAAAGAGCUUUCCAACGAAGACCAGGAUCCUGUAGCAGACCAUCCAUCUCCACCUCCCCAACCUCCAAAACGCACUCUUCCAAGGUAUAAUGAGAAUAGGGAUCUUGAUUUACCAGGGGAAGAAACAACAGAAGCAGAAAAUAACACCUCCAUGGAAGAAACGUUUGGCAAAGUACAAGAAAACACCGAGAACAAAGCAAAUAACCUUCGAAAACGACAUCGUGAGGAUAGGAUAGCAAGUACAGCGCAGAAGGUGCAUAGAAUGAAACAGAAGCUAAGUGAAACUGAGGUGAAACGAAAAAGGCUAAAGACUGUCUGACUGCUAACUCCACAGAACAGAUGCCACAUUCUGCACCUAUUUUUAUCAGCCGUGGAAAUCAGAAAAAAAAUCCCUAUGAGGACAGUGAGCUCUGCUAUGUAGGAGACCUCACAUGUAACUGUUUACAGCGUAAACUACUAGAUGCAGAAGACAAAACACACAACUGACCCCACGGGACCUUCUGCAGAGGGAGUGGAUUUCAUGUAUUGUCACAUGUUUUAUAAUGCUUAUACUCUGUUGCAAAAAAAAAUAAAGCUUUGUACUUUAGUCAUUUCAUUGUGUUGUAUUUUUAUACCUUUGAGUGGCAUUAAAUGUUCUGAAUUGAAAAAAAAA